This is a messenger RNA of Colletotrichum navitas, 420 nucleotides long. RefSeq lists its product as uncharacterized. The transcript has a single exon. Bases 106 to 372 code for a protein of 88 amino acids. The record is from RefSeq and is a predicted model, not a curated record. NCBI's taxonomy places the organism in Eukaryota, Fungi, Ascomycota, Sordariomycetes, Glomerellales, Glomerellaceae.
GGACACACUGGGUCUUACCGCUCUCUCGAUUUCCCAUUUCCCAAGCUUGAUUGUUUCCUCAAUAGUAAGCAAUCGAUAGCUGUGGCUGCCUUGUCCGUCUAUCGGAUGGAUCCCUCGGACCGACCCCAAGUUCCAGUUCUAAGUCCAAACCCAGGUCAGCUCAGCAAGGCCCGCCCUGAGACCAAACGAUUGGGGAGCUACUCAGCUACGGGUGGCACCCCUGGCUCACUGUUCCCUUCCCCAAACCCACCCAAUUUCCACGUGCAAAAGGCGCCGUCUCCCUCGCUCGCUCACAUCCGGAGAAUCCCCCUUCUGUUCUUUCUUACUCUAUCCUGCCCCCCCAAGAGAAACAGCUUCCCCGGUUCAGACUAAUCCCGUCGCCUACUUUUCCCCCCCGAACAAAAACCUGCACCCUUUUCC